UUUUGUCUUUGUGUAGACACUGGCAGAGUGCACCGAUCACACGCGCACACACACAACACACAAGCAUUCCUCUCUCCCUCCCUCUGUAACAAUGGCAUCUUCUAAUCCUAAUGGGGUUUCUGCUUUCGAGGACGUUCCUGGAGCUGCCGAAGUUCCGGUUUAUGCGGUGAUGGCUGCUUUUAGCAAAGAUCCUAGUCCAGUAAAGCUCAAUUUGGUGUUUGGUGUUUACCGAGCAGAGGAUGGAAAGCCUCAUGUCUUGAAUGUUGUUAGACGAGCGGAGCGACUACUAAUUGAAAACAUGUCUGCCAAUAAAGAAUAUCUCCCCAUUGCUGGGUUGGCAGAAUUUAAUAAAUUGAGUGCAAAGCUUGUCUUUGGUGCUGAUAGCCCUGCUAUCACAGAGAACAGAGUGACUACCGUCCAGUGUGUGUCUGGUUGUGGCUCACUGAGGAUUGGAGCUGAGUUUUUAGCAAAACAUUACCACCAACAUAUAGUAUACCUUCCCCAGCCAACAUAUGGAAAUCAUCCAAAUUUUUUCUUAGCAGCAGGUCAUACGUUGAAGACUUACCGAUAUUAUGAUCCAACAACACAUGGGCUGGACUUUCAAGGACUGUUGGAGGACCUUAGUUGCGCAUCAUCAGGAGCCAUUGUGCUUCUCCAAGCAUGUGGCCACAACCCUACUGGUGUUGAUCCAACUUUUGAGCAAUGGGAGCAGAUCAGGCAGCUGAUAAGGUUAAAAGGACUGUUACCUUUUUUCGAUUGUGCGUAUCAGGGUUUUGUGAGUGGAAAUUUGGAUAUGGAUGCACAAUCUAUUCGAAUAUUUGUAGCAGAUGGUGGUGAAUGCCUUGUAGCUCAAUCUUAUUCCAAAAUAAUGGGAAUUUAUGCGGAGCGUGUUGGUGCACUUAGCAUUGUGUGCAAGACAGCAGAUGUGGCAAGCCGGGUUAAUAGCCAGCUAAAACUUGUGAUCAGACCCAUGCAUUCAAGCCCACCCAUCCAUGGGGCAGCCAUUGUGGCUACCAUCCUAAAGGAUAGGGAAAUGGUCACUGAAUGGACUGUUGAGUUGAAGGCAAUGGUUGAUCGCAUUAUUAAGCUGCGCCAGCAACUCUAUGAUGCUUUACAUGACAGAGGGACACCUGGGGACUGGAGCCACAUUACUAGGCAGGUUGGAUUGUACACUUUCUCUGGAUUAAAUGAGGAGCAAGUUGCCUUAAUGAUGAAAGAAUACCACAUCUACAUGUCAUCCGAUGGGAGGAUUAACGUGGCAGGCCUGAGUGAAAAAACAGUCCCUUAUCUUGCAGGUGCAAUACAUGCAGCUGUUACCUGCAUGCGGUAGACCAUUUCCAACUGUGAUUCAUUCAUAUUUGCCAAUUUCGAGUUGUAAUGCUGCUAUGUUAUGCGAUUAUCAAGAAGUAGACAUUUACUUGUGGAUAUUUUUAAUUUUUUAAGUUAUUAAUGGAACAAAUAAUGAGAAUAUACAUUAUAGAUAUUUAUGGAAAAUUUUGUUAAUUA
Messenger RNA from Hevea brasiliensis (rubber tree), 1506 nucleotides. Its product is annotated as aspartate aminotransferase, cytoplasmic. The record is from RefSeq and is a predicted model, not a curated record. The transcript has 12 exons. Gene Ontology annotation, molecular function: pyridoxal phosphate binding; L-aspartate:2-oxoglutarate transaminase activity. Bases 92 to 1330 code for a protein of 412 amino acids. NCBI's taxonomy places the organism in Eukaryota, Viridiplantae, Streptophyta, Magnoliopsida, Malpighiales, Euphorbiaceae. Gene Ontology annotation, cellular component: mitochondrion. Gene Ontology annotation, biological process: amino acid metabolic process; biosynthetic process.